AACAAUUGAUUUUGGCAUGAAAACUGCGAUUUGUGGUUUAAGUGUAUUACUAUUAGAUGGCAUAAUCUUUAACAAUAUUGAUGAAGGAGAGAUUAUUUCCCUCUGUGUUCCAAUAUGAAAAUGAAAUCAAAAUCAAAAUCACCCUUCAUUUUUCUCUUAUUGUUUAUCAUUUGUGCUUGUGCUCUUGUUCUUGAGGCCUCCAACAAUGGUCAUAGACCCUUCAAAAUGGAAGGAAACGAAGAGCUCCAUAUCAAAAGAUCCGAUUUUCCAGAUGGGUUUCUCUUUGGAGCAGCUACUUCAUCUUACCAAGUUGAAGGAGCCUAUCUUGAGGAUGGCAAAUCUUUAAGCAACUGGGAUGCAUUUUGUCAUUCCGUAGGAUGUGGAGAAAAUGGAGAUGUUGCAGACGAUCAUUAUCAUCUCUUCUUGGAAGAUAUUGAUAUGAUGCAUUCCCUUGGUAUAAAAGCAUACCGAUUUUCGAUUUCAUGGGCUAGAAUUCUACCAAGAGGAAAGUCGGGUGAAGUUAAUACUGCAGGAAUCACGUUCUACAACGAGAUCAUAGACAAUUUAAUUCUCAAAGGGAUCGAGCCAUUUGUGACGAUGCACCAUUUUGAUUUUCCUCAAGAACUUGAAGUGAAAUAUGGAUCUUGGCUAAACCCCGAGAUGCAGGAAGAGUUUGUAGUUUUCACAGAAAGUUGUUACAAAUAUUUUGGAGACCGAGUGAAGUACUGGAUCACAAUCAACGAACCAAACUUAUUCACAAAAGAAGCUUAUGAAAGUGGGGUUUUUCCACCGGCUCGUUGUUCAGAGCCCUUUGGCAACUGUCUGACUGGAAACUCUGAUGUGGAGCCUCUCAUUGUUAUGCAUAACAUGUUGUUGGCUAAUGGCAAAGCAACAAAGCUAUAUCAUGAUAGUUAUCAGCCUAAACAUGGUGGAUCGAUCGGAAUUGUUGUAAGUUGUUUAAUGUACGAACCACUAACAAAUACGGAUCUUGAUCGUAAGGCUGCCGAGAGAGCAUUCGCCUUCGAUAUUGGCUGGGUACUUGAUCCCCUGAUAUAUGGAGACUACCCUGAAGAGAUGCACAAAUAUCUUGGAAGUCGAUUACCAAGUUUCUCCCUUGAAGAAAAGAAUCUUUUGAAGAAUAGUAUUGAUUUUAUUGGCAUCAACCAUUACUCAACUCUGUAUGCCAAAGAUUGUAUAAACUCUAGUUGCUCUUCAAUCGGGGCUCGUGCAAUCCAAGGUUUUGUGGACAUUACGGAAGAGCGUGAUGGCGUGUUGAUCGGUGAACGUACGGGUUUAGAAGAAUUAUUCGUUGUUCCUAGAGGCAUGGAGGAAAUUGUUAACCAUAUCAAGAUUCGGUACAAUAAUAAACCCAUGUUUAUUACUGAAAAUGGGUAUUCUUCACCGGAUGUAUACGAGGAACGAGUUGAUAAGAUUUUGAAUGAUGUGAAACGAAUUGAAUUCCACUCAAAAUACCUUGCUUUUUUAGCCAAAUCAUUAAGAAACGGAGCUGAUGUACGUGGAUAUUUUGUGUGGUCAUUGAUGGACGGAUAUGAAUGGUUACAAGGUUACGAUGUGAGAUUUGGGUUAUAUUAUGUUGAUCGUGAAACACUAAUAAGAAGCCCAAAACUUUCUGCAAAAUGGUAUAAAGAGUUUUUGAUGAACAAGAGUGAUCUUAUUGAUAUGAAAGCAUCAGGAGGAAGAAGAUCUUUCCAAAACAUGUUAUGAUGCUGAGAAAUGAAUAAGCAUAAAAAUAUUUGAUGCAAGAAAAUCAUGUGCUUUAUAAAAUAUGUAUUAUUAUGGGAAAUGUUAUUAAUAAUAAAAAUGUAACGAAAUAAAACCAGCAAGCGCAUCUAGUGUAGUGGUAUCAUAGUACCCUCCCACG
Lactuca saligna is the source of this 1882-nucleotide messenger RNA. Lineage: Eukaryota; Viridiplantae; Streptophyta; Magnoliopsida; Asterales; Asteraceae. The record is from the annotation of a GenBank genome assembly.